Molecule: messenger RNA, 3490 nt
Organism: Fundulus heteroclitus (mummichog)
Lineage: Eukaryota; Metazoa; Chordata; Actinopteri; Cyprinodontiformes; Fundulidae
Product: UDP-glucuronosyltransferase 2C1-like
Exons: 4
Coding region: 400-1986 (528 amino acids)
Molecular function (GO): UDP-glycosyltransferase activity
Source: RefSeq, a predicted model, not a curated record
CUACUAAGUAAUGAUUCUUUUCCUUUUUUUCAGAAAUGCAUGUGCAGCUUGUGCAGCUUAACCUUGCGUAACCCAGUAUAAUAAACUUGUGAAAGAGGCCCCUUGUGACAAAACCACUGUUCUUUUUUAAACAGCCUCACAAACUUACACUACACAAAGAAACGAGGAGCCAUAUGAACUACUUGCUGUUCAUCCAACUUUCUUAAUGAAGCGGCACAAGAAGCAAAACAGCAUUUAUUUGGUGUUAUCAUUUGAACCUUAUACAGGUAGUGUGCCAUAAGUAAAAGGACAGGUCGUCUCUGAAGCUGGAGUUUGAACUCAAAUAUCUACUGGAUUACCCUGAACAUACCGUCAGUGUGGUUUUAAGGACAGCCGUUGACACUCACGAUAUCAGGAGCCAUGCCUCUAAAUCGUUUUGGGGGUAUAAUUAUAUUCUCAUUACACCUGAUUCUAUGCACAUCCCAUUGCGAUGGGGGAAACAUACUAGUCUUCCCGGUGGAUGGCAGCCACUGGAUUAAUAUGAAGAUCCUGCUAGAAGAACUUCAUGCCAGGGGACACAACAUCAGUGUGAUCAGGGCCUCCACAAGCUGGUACAUCCCAGAAAAAUCCCCCCUCUACACAACCAUCACGAUUGAAAUGGACGAAGGUCUAGAGAAUUUUUUUGACAUAUACCUACAGGAGCAUAUGAGGGCACAACGAGAAGGAGCUUCACUGAUGACUUUCUUGAAGCUCACUAAGGAUUUCCUUUCCAUGAUUACCAAAGCCCAUUUGAUGUGGUGUGAAGCUACAUCUAUGAUUUUUCAGAAUCAAAAUUUGGUCAAAAGCUUGAAAGAUUCCCAAUAUGAUUUGGUUCUUGCUGAUCCAGCCAUGGGUCCAGGGCCUGUGUUAGCUAAAUAUCUUAAACUGCCUUUAGUCCUUAAUGUCCGCUGGAUAACUAGUGGAGAAGGUCACUUUGUGUUGGCUCCUUCACCCCUUUCCUACAUCCCAGUACCUGGAUCUGGCUUAACAGACAAAAUGGAUUUCAUCCAAAGGCUGAAAAACCUGUUUUUCUAUAGCAUCAUAUUCUUCCAGGAGAAGUUUCUCGUGGGACCUAUCUAUGCUGAUAUGUGUGUUAAACAUUUUGAGGGUGGGUGUGACAUUGUCUCACUGCUUCAAGAUGCAGACAUUUGGCUCUUCAGGUCAGAUUUUGUCUUUGAAUUCCCUCGGCCAACAAUGCCAAAUGUUGUCUACAUUGGAGGGUUCCAGUGCAAGCCUGCACAGCCUCUGCCAGCAGACCUGGAGGAGUUUGUUCAGAGUGCAGGGGAGCAUGGGGUCAUCAUUAUGACUCUGGGAACUUUGGUUAACGCAUUACCCAAAGAGGUUGCAGAUGAAAUUGCCAGUGUUUUUGCCAAGAUGCCCCAAAAGGUGAUCUGGAGGCACAGGGGAGACCGUCCCUCUACUCUGGGCAACAACACUCUAAUAGUGGACUGGAUGCCACAGAAGGACCUACUUGGCCACCCACAAACAAAAGUCUUUGUAGCUCACGGAGGAACAAAUGGAGUCCAGGAAGCCAUUUACUAUGGAGUACCUGUGCUUGGCAUACCCUUGUUCUUUGACCAGUAUGACAACCUUCUACGUUUGCUGGAAAGAGGAGCUGCAAAGAUCAUUCAACUAGCUGAUGUUAAUGGUCAAGAAUUUGAGAAAACUAUUAAAGAACUGCUCUACAAAGACAGCUACAGGCAGAACAUGCAAACACUGUCACGUUUACACAGAGAUCAGCCAAUGCCACCCAUGGAUCAGGCCACUUUCUGGGUAGAGUAUGUGAUGCGCCACAAAGGGGCCCCUCACCUACGUACACAGGCUUACAAGAUGCCUUGGUACUCAUACCAUUCCUUGGACGUACUAGUUUUUUUGAUGACUGCUGCAAUGGUCUUCCUCUUGUCUGUUUUUGCUAUUACAAGAUUUCUAUGCUGCACAAGGAAGAAAUCCAAAACCAAACAAAGUUAACUUCUGUCAAUAUUGUUUAGAUGUGUAGCAGUCGUUCUAACUUACUUCUUUUCUUAACAAUAUCCCCAGGGGUAGACAAUUUAAAUAGAUUUUAAAAUACAAAAACAAUUAUCAGGGGUCUGGGAUCAAGUAGUCUCCACCAGUGUGUACUCUAAUGUACCUCCAAUCACAUAGUCAAAGGUUCAAAGGCAAUCUCAACAGUUUAGUAGGACUAAUCUACUGAUAGGGUUCUGUUGCCAAUGGAUCACUGAUCAUCAGGAUUAGGAACGGCUGGAGGUUUGAUUCCAACUGUGAUAUGGACCACUGAUAACACUGUGACGGGUUAUUUUACUUGCCCAUAUUGUCCGAAGCACCUACUUAGUAAUAAUCAUAAUAACCUACUUAGUAAUAAUCAUAUACCUUUCUGGGAUUUAAAUAUAUUAUAUAUUUAUGUGUUAAACUGACAUUGAUCUUCGUGAUGCUGUUUGUUAACUAAUGUUCUUUAACAAUUAUCUUAGGCCUUUACGGAACAGUUUCAUUUAUACUGAAAAUAAAUCACUCACAUAUGUUUUUUUUUUACUUAUAAGAUAUUCUUUGAAGACAAUUGGUCGCAGUAUAUUAAAUUCAGGGGCAUCAGAGUAAAUGUGGCUAAAUGCUACAUAUUCUGAUUUUGACUCUUAUGUCAUUUGAAGGUCACAUUUAAAUGUUUACAUUUCUUUUGCUUUGGCAUUCUACCAUUCCAUUCUCCUAAUAUUGUAAAAACGUAAUAAGAGCUAUUAUGUUUAUAAUAUUAUGCAUCGCUGCUCAUUGAAAAGAUCUCCAUAUUAUCACGACUCCUCAACCUGUGCAGCAGGAAUGCCUGAAGUUUACAUUGGAAAGAUCUGAGCAAAUGGAAGAGGAAAUACAUAAACCUUAUCCUUAAUCUCCCUCCCUCAGUCCGUUCAAAGCUUUGGCUCUUUUUCCUGUCCUUGCCUUUCAUCAGAUGACUUGGAAAAUCCUCCCUAUCAUUGUAGUCUAAUAAGAUCACAUUUCUGUGUUGAAAGCUUUCCACUAGAGAGCUGUCAAGCAAACAGCUGCCUGCAGAAACUACACCCACUGACUACUGUGUGACGGCUGGGGGGAAAUAAUCACCCCAUAAUAGGGAAUGAUUUUAAUUCAGUGAAAAAAAGGAAAAUAUAUUUGGUGCCUUCUGAAAGUAUUUAGACCUGAUUAACUCUUCCUCACAAAUUAACCACAAACCUGAUGUAUUUUACUGGAUUUUUGUGUUUUAAAACAACUUUGUGUUGAGAUAGUUCAAAAAAAAUCAUCAAAUGUUUUUGGUUAUAAUUACAACCAAGUAUGAAAUAUGGUUACGAAUGUCUCCGCAAGGCACUAUAGAGGGAAUAAUUUAAGUUAUGCAAAUGCUCUCAGAAAGCUAAGAUUAAAAAUUCCAAAUUAUAUACACAGGACUCAUGGUAUGUAUUUCUACAAAAUUCUUUUUUCAUUUUUGGUUCAUCUUUGUUCAAUAAAUCAUGUGAUGGUGGAA